GGGGAGCCGCGGCUUCCGGCAUCUCCCCCGCCACUCCUGGCGUUCCCGGUGUCGGCCAGCUGGCUGCAUAGCUUCCUUGCUGGUGAUGGCAGCACCCGUCGCUAUGGAGACAGAUGAUGCUGGAAAUCGACUUCGGUUUCAGUUGGAGUUGGAAUUUGUGCAGUGUUUAGCCAACCCAAAUUACCUUAAUUUUCUUGCCCAAAGAGGUUACUUCAAAGACAAAGCUUUUGUUAAUUAUCUUAAGUACUUGCUUUACUGGAAAGAACCAGAAUAUGCCAAGUAUCUAAAACUUAACCCCAGGUACCCUCAGUGUUUACACAUGUUAGAACUGCUCCAGUACGAACACUUCCGUAAGGAGCUGGUGAAUGCUCAGUGUGCGAAAUUUAUUGACGAGCAGCAAAUUCUGCACUGGCAGCACUAUUCUCGGAAGCGCAUGCGCCUCCAGCAAGCCCUGGCGGAGCAGCAGCAGCACAACAACGCAUCGGGAAAGUGAACGGCUGGAUCCGGACCAGGCUCUUAAGACAUGUACCUAUUGCUUUUGUGCAGUGACGACAAAAAGACUCUUCCUGUGUACCUUUAUCGUGGUAGCACCGAGAACCGUUAGUGUGCUAUUUAAUUGAACUAACUUUUUCUUGUUAAUAGAUGAUUUCUGUUAAACCAGAA
Molecule: messenger RNA, 663 nt
Organism: Balaenoptera ricei (Rice's whale)
Lineage: Eukaryota; Metazoa; Chordata; Mammalia; Artiodactyla; Balaenopteridae
Gene: MED31
Product: mediator complex subunit 31
Exons: 4
Coding region: 86-493 (135 amino acids)
Biological process (GO): regulation of transcription by RNA polymerase II
Cellular component (GO): mediator complex; core mediator complex
Molecular function (GO): transcription coregulator activity
Source: RefSeq, a predicted model, not a curated record